AUGUUACUGAAGUAUAAUUCAAACAAUGCCCAAAUAUGGAGCUCAAGCAAUUGUGGUAGAAAAGGCCCCAGUCUUUUAGAUUUACCAAAUGAGUUGUUGACUAAUAUAUUCGAAUUCAUGGUUCACGAAGACUUGAAGUUAUUAUUAAGCAUUUUAAAUGAAGUUCCAGAUAGAAAUGACCGUCUUUUUCGAAUUGUGAACGAUGUUGCCUACUCGUCAAUUAUUAUAACGAACUAUUCAAAGCAUCAUUUUUAUGAAUUGGAUGAAUUGAAAAAAAUAGUUCCAGCAUACAAAGUGGACCGAAGUCUGAUCUGGCGAUUGGAAGAUAUCCUUGAUGAUGACACUAUCCCACCUUUCCUAUCUGACAAUGCGUCCAAAAAGGUAUCCUACGUAUUUGGAAACAAAAAUCCUGUAGCAUCAAUUCAUAAAGUUAUGAGACAAUUUUGCAAGUACCUAAGCGGAAACCGAAAUGGAUUUAAGAAGAUUACAAGUGAGAUCAAUUUGUUACUCAAUGUGUCACCUUCGUUUGAUACAAUUGAGGAGUUCAAACGAAAUUUUCAGGAUUUAAAUAUUACUUUCUUGAAUCGUGUAAUCCGCCAGUCACCAGCUUUUAAUGAUCUUCGUCGAUUAUAUUUAGAUGACGGCAUUUAUUUUCCAUUUUCAAGUCAAAGAUUGGAUCUUAACAAUAUAAUGAUGCUAGAUUCGCUCCAGGAAUUAUACUUGAACCAUUUAAAUUUGCUGUCUGUUGAAAACCUACGAUUACCUUCCUCUAUUUUAACAUUAGAUCUUUCAAGUAAUAAUAUUGUUAAUCUUGAGGGCUUGAGAAUCCCCGAUCUGCUUAAAAGACUAAACUUAUCACGUAAUAAUAUAACUUUCAUCAGACGAAGCUUUUUCCCUGAUGGGUUAGAAGAGCUUAAUCUACGAAAUAAUAGGCUAAACCUUUUAGCUGGUUGUAUAUUUCCUGAAAGUAUACGAAAUUUGGACUUGUCAGAUAAUUUUGUAAGAGAUCUUAAUUUUAUAGUGCCACAGGAGCUUGAAUAUUUGAACCUUCGACGCUGCCCCAUAGAGAACAUAUGUAUUGAAGCCAGGACUACUAUUGCUAACAAUAACAUUGACAUUGAUCUCUAUUAA
This is a messenger RNA of Debaryomyces hansenii CBS767, 1131 nucleotides long. RefSeq names its product DEHA2B01408p. The transcript has a single exon. The record is from RefSeq and is a predicted model, not a curated record. Lineage: Eukaryota; Fungi; Ascomycota; Pichiomycetes; Serinales; Debaryomycetaceae. The coding region runs from base 1 to 1131 and encodes 376 amino acids. Gene Ontology annotation, molecular function: protein binding.